Nasonia vitripennis (jewel wasp) is the source of this 5024-nucleotide messenger RNA. Its product is annotated as adenylate kinase isoenzyme 5. The coding region runs from base 737 to 2716 and encodes 659 amino acids. NCBI's taxonomy places the organism in Eukaryota, Metazoa, Arthropoda, Insecta, Hymenoptera, Pteromalidae. Gene Ontology annotation, biological process: UDP biosynthetic process; CDP biosynthetic process. The record is from RefSeq and is a predicted model, not a curated record. Gene Ontology annotation, molecular function: UMP kinase activity; ATP binding. Gene Ontology annotation, cellular component: nucleus; cytoplasm. The transcript has 10 exons.
CUCUCGGUGUACACUCGCUAAAGAGAUCGGCCGAACAACAGUAAUUACACGUACUUGCAUAUACGUACGCGUCGGAUCGGCACAGGCCGGCACGAUUCUCGGGUCCCAGGUGAACCGCAGGCCAGAGGACGAGCCGACGGAAGCCGGUGGUGGCAGCAGCGCGUUCGCGGCCGCGGUUUUCAAAUACAUGUGGACCGUGCUGCUGAUCAGCUUCAUCGGCAAGACGAUCCUGAGGAAGCUCCGGAGGUUCGACCGCAUCUACGCCGAGGGCAUGAGGUUCGCCAGUACCGGCAGCCAGAGGAUCAAGUUUCACGGCUGAGCCGCGGGCCCAGGAUGACGAGCCCCGACGACGAGUCCAAUUGAACCUGCGCGUUUUUCGCGACUGUGACUUUCGAUUACAGCCGAGAGAGAAAGAGAGAAAGAGUGCGCGCCCGCGCGCGCGCGUGUGUGUGUGUGGAUGAUCGCGGGUGCGCGGAGGAGAGGAGGCCAAGUAGCGAGUGUGCUGUCGAAGGCUCGCUCGAUCGAUCGCCGAGGAAGCUUCCUCUUUCUUUCCUCUAUUCUUCUCGUCUCCCCAGAGGCCGACCGCGUACAGUAGCUAGAAAUCAACCGGCGCGACGAAGAAGCGGCGCUGCACCGAGGAGUUUUCGGGUGCCCUGGGGUGGUGCGAUCGAAACCCCGCGCGGACAUGUGAGUAAAUGGCCGUGGAGGGAUCGAGCCACCCUUCCAACGACCUACUAUGGGCAUCUGCCUGGACACAGAUCAACAAGAUGGAUCGCAGGUGUUCGAAGAGGCCGGUGCUCAGAACCGAGACAAAUGGAGCAGAGAGGAGGGCAUUUUGGCGACCCCGCCCGGGGGCAAGUUCCCCAUGCAGAACGCCGGCCAGGUCAAAUUCGAGCCUCCCACGGUCCCGGUUAUUUUCGUACUCGGAGGUCCUGGCAGUGGUAAGGUGACACAUUGCGACAACCUGACGCAGGAGAAGAAGGGUAUAGUUCACAUCAACAUGACGGACCUCCUGCAGCAGUAUGCGCUGGGCAACGAUAUGCAGGACUUUGGCGUGCUCAGCAGCAAGACCGUGACGGAGGUCCUCAUGCUCGAAAUGAAAAUGUCUCUAGGGGCCAAAACGUUCCUCGUGAGCGGUUAUCCGAGGAACAUGCGCGACGUCGUGGAGUACUCCGAAAAGAUCCAAAUCGUCAAUGGAGUGAUCCUGGUCGCUUGGAAGCAGGAAGUGCUCGAGAGGCAGAUCGAUUACGGAGCACAGCUCGGCCAAGUGAUAAUCGAAUUAGCGAGAAUGGAACUGCAGAAUUUUUAUAAGAACGUCAUGCCAGUCGCCGAGUAUUUCGACCAGAGCGAAAUGUUGCUGGUGGUGAACGGCGAGCGAAAUCCGUCGGAGGUGUACGUGGACUUUCGCGAAUCGGUAAUGCGGAUACUGGGCCUCAGCGAGGAGAGCGAGGCCCCAGAAAGGCAAGUCUCGAGCUCGAUGGAAGCGGAAGUGGAAGUCGAGCGGGACCAGGACGGCGAGCUGGCGACGAGUCCCGGACCGGCGGACGAGCACUUGCUCAGCGCGGCCCAGCCACCGACCCUCAUAGGCGACGAGAUACUCCCCUCCAAGACGGCGGACAUGACCAGGAGAGGCUUGCCGCCCGUCGUCUGGGUCUUGGGUGGCCCGGGAAGCAACAAGGCGAUGGUCUGCAGCCAAGCCAUAAGGAAGAUGUCGAACUGGCUGCACCUGAGCAUGGGAAGUCUGCUGGUCAGGCUGGCCGCCAGCAAUCCGAAGGUUCGCGAAGCUCUCGUGCUCGGCGAACACGUGCCAACGGACCUGAUCAUGCGGCUGCUCGAGCAACAGAUUGUCCAGAAUCGCGACUGCAACGGCAUCGUCAUCGACGGCUUCCCCAGGGACACGAGGCAAGCUCGAGAUUUCGAGAACAAGUUUGGCCAGAGGCCGGAGAUGCUACUGCUGGACGUGUCCAAACAGCAGCUGGGCAGGGGUCGACUGUACGACGGCGUGGAGGCCUUCGGGCGCCGACUGGAACUCUUCCGGGAGCUCUCGCUGCCGAUGCUCAAGAGUCUGGACAACCAGGCCCGGCUGAGCAUCGUCGACGGCGACACGGAGCUGCCCGUGGACAGGCAGCAGUUCGCCUCGGCGCUGCUGCAGCUCAUGCGACGGGCGGCGCGAAACGAGGACGACCCCAACAGGAUCAGCGUCCUGCAGUCCGAGCCCGAGGACGAGGACGUGCCCAAGGUGUCGGCCGGCAGGCGGAAGCCCGCCGCCAACGGACUGGCCAAGCCCGUCGGCAACGGAGUCAACCACAGGGCCAACAACGAGGUCAUCAUGGGCAACGGCGUUGCAGGUGGCCGCAAGCUUCCCCUGGCCAACGGUCACGGACCCCUCAAGAACGCCGCGCGGAAGGUCGUCGACGACAACCGUCAGCAGCAGAACGGCCACCAACCGAAGCCUGCGGUGCAACAGCACCAACAGCACCAACAGCAGCAGCAAAAGCGCCAAGCGAACGGAGGUCCGCACCUGCUGCAGAACGGCGUCGCGAGAAUGGCCAACGGUUUCCUGCCGACGACGACGAACAACCGGGUCGCGCCGGCCCGACAACCCCGACAACGCCAGAACGGCGUGGCGACCAUUGGUGUCGACCCGAUCCGGCGUAUGUACAACGAGGUCGAGGGCGGUUACGACAGCUACCCGCCCGCGAACCUGCACAUCUAGCUACUGUGUAUUCUUAUCUUGUACCAUAAGUGGAUCGCGCGUAUACGUGUGCUACCGCGAGUUACGGACGAUUUAUACCCACGAGGACAGUGCGAGAUAGGUGUUGAGAACUUAGCCGGAGUUUGUGUCGAACACUUGAAGGCGAAAUCGUUCUGGCCCAUUGAAUGUGUUUUUAAGUUUGGUCUUAUGUGCAGCUCAGUUAUGAAGAUAGUUUAGAUCAAACAGAGUAGUCGCGAUCAGUAUUAAACACGUACUUUCCUUUCAUUUUUGGCAAUACUGAAAUUAUCAUUUUGUAAGGCUAUGAAAUUUUUACUUAAACGCAAUAAGGAAUGUCAUGAUAGAAGAGAGGUAGAGCAGUUUUCGUAGGCAAUGUAAUUGGAUAAUUUUAAACACAAUUUUAGGGGAUAAGUUAGCUCUUAAGAUGUAAAGAAAAUCGUGGAUUUCUUAAUUUCGAGAGGCAAGGAAUUUGAAAUUUAAACUAAUUUGAGGAUGGUGAUUUUGAAAAUUAUUGGACGAAGAAUGUAAUUGUGUUUUCUCGAGAUUAGAUAUCGCGCGUCUAACCGAUAGACUGUUUUCUAUAAAUAAGAAUGAUGUCAAAGUAAGCGAAGAAUAAAUAAUCCCUAGCUAUAUCGUGAGAUGCGAAAACUCGCAAAAUCUUUUAGAUGUAAGACGAUUAAUUUAAGGAAACGAAAUAAGUAAAAAGUGUAAAUAAUCGCGAACAGAUGUAUACGGUCAAAUCGUUGCAUCGAAUCGCGAUGCUGAAAUAAGAAACAUAAUUGCGUACUUUAACAAGAGAAGUUGAUCCACUUUCGUAAUCAUUAUCGAUAAAUUCUUUGAACGAAUGCCGCAAUUUUAAAUGAGGAUUGAAGGCAUAUCUCAUAAUUAAAACAUUACCCACUGAACAAACAAAUUCGAUAACUACGAAAAUAACUUUCCCAUCGUGCGUAGUUAUAGGCUGUUGUUAAUCCAAGCAGUAAAGUUAACAUUUCCAAAAAAUCGAUUACUUGGAAUUCUGAAACACGCCAACGUACGUUACUCUAUCAUUCGUACAAGUCUAUCGUUGCGUCGAUAAUCGAUUACUGAGAACUCUUCUUUUGUAUUAGUCAGAGUCACCGUAUUCGUUGUUUUGUUUCCGUUAAAAUUAAAUUUUGCACCACCAGUUGUAACUAAUGCGUUUAAACUUAAGAGUUUCGAUCUGUUGAAUAGAAAACUGAGUACAAAUAACGGAAAACUUUUUAAUCUGCGCGCGUAUAAGUGAAAGAGAAAUCCAAACAAGCAGAGAAGAAAGAGCAUUUGAUAGUUUUAAAAUGCGUUUAAUUUUUAUACAUUAUACAAAACGAAGCAAAAGUUCUUGCGCCUAAAAUCCAAUAAAAUACCGAUCCGCUGGCGGGUUUUUACUCUAUAUAAGGUUUAUACAUUUGAAAAAUACUAAAACACUACAAUAAUGCGCCUACAAUCGAAAACACGAUUACAGCAUGAAAAGAAAAAGUGCGACAGAGGUAAACGUAUACGUAUAUUUUUUUGAAAAAUGUUUAUUCCAUUACCAUAGAUCCAUAUUGCAUUACAUAAGAACAUAACGUCGCAGAGACAAGAACAUUCUUAAAAUAUCCCGUUAUAUAAUUAUAUUAUUUUAUUAUUUCAUUAUUUUUAAUUGAAAAUACCGUUAGAAAUGCAAUAAAAUAGGUAUAAAGUUAUUUGCGUAUUAAAUAAUAAUAAUGAUACUUGUUUACGUUUUUUAAAGAUCAAAGAAUCUUCUGAAAUUGCUCGACUAUAUCCUUAGAAUACAAGGCAGAUUCGUAAAGAUAAGUAUUUUUUAAAAUUUCCUUGAAAAUAGUGCCUUACGGUCUUUGAUCUUUAGAAUAUUUUUUGCAAGUUCUCAUUAAGAUAUAUAUAUAUAUUUAAUGUAUAUUUAUUCUAUAUAUAGUAAUACCGACUAAUUAAUUUAAUGCGUUUCCGUCAAAUACGAAAAUACGAAUUUUAAUGUCUUCUUAUAUUAUCAACAAUUCCUAUAUUACAUUCCUGUCACUAAAAGAAUAUUACCUCCAAGACGUUUACGAUUAUUUAAUACAUCUCAUGACGAGUAAAGUAACGUAUACAAUACAUGUUCAUGUUUUAUGAUAAAUUUUAUUCUGUAUGCGAAAUAUCGAGCAAGUUACGUAUUCAUAUUUAAUCCCCGUUGUUUUAUAUAUAUUAUUGAUAAUCUGUUAAAAGUUAAGAGAGAUCGAGCGUUUCGAGCGAUUUUACGUUUAGUUCAAUGUUGAAUGUACAGAAUCAACUAGAAUGCAAUAAUAAAUAACCUCUACACUGA